AUGGCCGCAUCAACGGAGGUUCUUUUUCAGUGGGCUCUUAUCCUUUUGGUGUCCACGCUCUACGUGUACCAAGCUGGUCUGUGGACAAAGCUGACUAAUUUAGUGCAAGCCAAAUUCAGUGCAAGCAAGCUGGAACCAGUGGUGACUGCGAAAACCUCCGACCAGUCGGAGGAUAAAGAGACGGACAAAGGAAGCUAUACAGAGUUGAUGGAAACUCAAUUCCAGAGCUUCAAGAGCUUGGAUGCAUGCCUGCAUGACAUGGCACAGAAGGUGGAGGACCUGACUAACCUGGUGUUGCCUUUAGCCGCGAAACGUCCUCACCUGGACCUCAUCCCGGAGAUCAAGACAGCGGCAGACCUGAUCAAGGAGGACACGGAGUCAGUCAAAGGCAAGGUAGAAGAUGGUUCCAUCCUUAUCACCAAGGCAAGCAAGGCCGAGGAGAAGUCGACGUGGGCCACAACUUUGAGUGGCGUGCAGGAGACGCAGAAGAGCACCAUGCUCAUCGGGGACAUUGUCAAGGAGAUCAAACAGCAUGCCCAAGAAAUUAAGCGCAUGAGCGGAGGGACACAAGGCUUCGAGGCGUUGUACAACCUGGUCAUGACAGCCAACCAGUCUCUGAAAAACGUGGGACAGGGUUUCCCCAAGAUCGUCACGACGGAGGUUGGUGAGGUUAAGCAAGAUUUGAGCACGGUGAAGCAUGAGCUUAAUGCGCUACGAGAUGCAUGCCAGCAAAGAGAUGACAAACUACAAGAAGGUAUGCAACAAAUGUUAGCCAGGCAAAUGUCACUGCGCGAGGACUUCAACAAAUUCGAUGCAAUGCUGAAGCAAGUUCUGGCCUACCAGGAGACGGUGAAGGAUAAGGCGGAGACAUGCCAGGAGACACCGGCUGCACCAGGGCGUACAGAUCCCGGCGUACGUUCCCAAUGUGCCGGCUCCAAGUACACCAAUGACUACACCAAUGGCUGGACAUGGACCUGCGCCAUUGUCGCUGAUGGCAGCGAUACCUCAAGGGCCACCAAUGUCAGCACCCUCAACGGCACCUUCGAGCCCAGAUCCGGCAUGGUCAGCUGCAAUGGCAAUGGCUAUG
Molecule: messenger RNA, 1087 nt
Organism: Symbiodinium sp. CCMP2456
Lineage: Eukaryota; Dinophyceae; Suessiales; Symbiodiniaceae
Source: the annotation of a GenBank genome assembly